Selaginella moellendorffii is the source of this 920-nucleotide messenger RNA. Its product is annotated as thylakoid lumenal 19 kDa protein, chloroplastic. The coding region runs from base 34 to 786 and encodes 250 amino acids. The transcript has a single exon. NCBI's taxonomy places the organism in Eukaryota, Viridiplantae, Streptophyta, Lycopodiopsida, Selaginellales, Selaginellaceae. The record is from RefSeq and is a predicted model, not a curated record.
UUUAAAAACUUUGCCAAUGCGGAUAUAGUGGCCAUGGCGGCAAUGGCUUGUAUUUCCCUCGCCACUCUCCCCAGGUCUUCUAAGGCUAGGGUUUUCGCGGCGGCAGGAAGAGGAGGAUCGAUCGCCUCGGCAUCCACAGCUACAUGCGGUAGGCGGCAGGCACUAGCGCUGCUAGCGCUUGCGUCGUCCACGGCAUUUGGAUCGAAUUCGAAGGCGGCAUUCUCUCUCGAUUCCCCGGUGGCGGCAGCGGCGGAAGAGGGAUCCUCGCCGUUUGAGACGUAUUACGGCACAGCCGCGAGCGCGUCCAGCUAUGGCGGCUAUGGCGGGAAUGCGAGCAAGAAGGACUCGGCCGAGUAUAUCUUCGAGGUGCCCCAGGGAUGGAAGGAGCGCCUCAUCUCCAAGGUCGAGAAGGGCACGAAUGGGACCGACUCGGAGUUUUACAACCCACGCAGGAAAGGUGAGAAGACUUACCUCACAUACUUGGCAGGAUUUCGCAAGCUCGCCAACCGAGACAACGUCCUCAACGAUCUCUCCCUCUCGGACGUGAGCUUGCAAGACGAUAUCUCCCAGGCCGAUAGCAUCAAGGCCUCGGACAAGCAAAACGAUUCCGGCCAGCUCUACUACGAGUAUGAGAUCCAGGGGCCGGUGGCUCACAGCCUCAUCUUCGUUACGUGCGCCAAGAACAAGCUCUACGCCCACUACGUGAGAGCUCCCACGCAGGACUGGACGAGAGACGAGCCCAUGCUAAGGCACGUUCAUGAAUCCUUCAUGACUGUGGGAGCGUGAAAGGUUACCAGGUGUGGUUUUCAUGGUUUUUUCAGAAAGUUUGAUUUUCCUUAUGCAAGUGGUUUUGAUCCACGAUCAUACGGCUCUUGUCAUUGUAUAGUUAUGGUUUUACAUACAGUUAGAAGUUGUUCUUA